Chlamydomonas reinhardtii is the source of this 977-nucleotide messenger RNA. RefSeq lists its product as uncharacterized. NCBI's taxonomy places the organism in Eukaryota, Viridiplantae, Chlorophyta, Chlorophyceae, Chlamydomonadales, Chlamydomonadaceae. Bases 113 to 589 code for a protein of 158 amino acids. The transcript has a single exon. The record is from RefSeq and is a predicted model, not a curated record.
GACACGGCGGUUUUCACCGCCUUCUUACGGCCUUCUUACUGUCCAUCGUCCAUCGUCCAUUGUCCAUUGUCCUAGACACGGCGGUUUGUCCGUGGUCAACUGGAUCCCGCAAAUGCACGCGCAGGAGGAUGUUCUGUGGCCACACAGGAUUCAAUGCGCUGACAAUACAUUCGUAUGGCCUGCCAAGCUGACAUGGGUCGGCCUGCUGCUGGCGCUGCUGUAUGCGCUGAAGACGCACUGCGUCCCAGUGGAGCAGGGGCAGUGGUCGCCAGCCGACCUGGCGUUGGUGCGGGCCGCGCUUGGGGUGUGGGCGGUGGGGCUCUCCGACAGCCUCCUUCGGGACUUGCUCACGCUGGCGGUGAUCCUCGCGAACGUCUGCCUGGGCGACGACUGCGAUGACAGCUGCCACCUGUGCAGCUACAUGGCCGCCCAUGCGCGGUUCUGCCAGGCCCUCCGUGCCGUGCACCCGGUGGUGCACAGCAUGGAAGCGGCACUGGCUUACAUUGCGUCAACCGGCCAUGGGGUGGCAGGUGCGUAUUGGCGGCGUUCGCGGCGUGCAGCUCUUGCUGCUGUCUCUGGCAUGAACUGAAUGUGGCCUGGUACCGACCGCGUCUGCUGACUUGUUGAGUUGUUGGGCUCUGUGAAGGCUGCGUCACUUGGUGAUUGGGUCAAAGGGUGUGUGCUUCGAUGCAGUGUGCGUGUUCGAUGCAGUGUGACCAAUCAGGGCAUGAGGCUAGUUUGGUAGGCAUACCUUCAGCCUCAGGCGAUGGGAUGCGGAUAUGCGCAGUGCUCGUAUCCUCCAUCUACACUGUAGAAAUCUGCUCACAAACCGCCAACGGUUGGGUGCCGCGCAUCUACGCAGGUGUAGACGUUUUUGGCGCAAAAAUGCGGGAAGACGUUUUGGGGGGCUUGGGGGCUGAAGUGUAGAUGCCGCGGUCAACAUGAGCACUGGACAUGCGGUGUAAGCCCUUCCCCUU